AUUGCGCUUCGACGAGAUUGGCCAUGAUCUGUUCACCGAUUCCGAUAGUCUAUCGUACGCGUCCCUGAGUCGAUCCUCGUCGCUGAUCCAGUUCGAAUCGUUGGAACGGCAGCUGCAGAACGAGUCGGUGGCGGUAGCCUCGGUGCCACUGUCCGGUUCCUCGCCGUCACUAUUUUCGCUGGGAGGCGGCAGCGCCGGUGCUGGGUCAAUAGCGGAAGAAGCCCAAGAUUUGGGUUGUGGAACGAACGGCGUGGGUGCAGAUUCGCUCGGUUCGUUCUACAUAAGCAGUCCUGGCAAGAAAAACGCGGGUCUACUAACUGCCUCGAAUCUGAAACAGCAGAACCAGCAGCUGAAGGCUGGCGGUGUGGUUGGGGGCAACAUUGGGUGUAAUGGGGUUGGAGCAAAACAACCGGCGCUGAAUGUAAGUGAUUCUGAGCUGUACUCGUCAUCGAGCGUGAGUAGUAGCAGUGGCAGCAGCAGCGGAGGAGGAAGCAGUUGCAAUUAUGCCAGUGACGAGUGUGAUUUGAACCACGGGCAUACGCCGAGCCCCAGUGAAUCUCAAGUGACCAAAAGUUCUUCGGAUGAGGCGGAAGGAAGUCUGGUUCGAUGUCCGCAGCGAUGUUCCGAGCGGCGCCGAUCUUUCCAUCAGCUGAAAUCGAAAAAUUCCGUUGAGAGCCUCAGUGAGGACAGUGGCUAUUGUGACCAUUUGCAUUUCAACAUGAACAAUUUAAAAGUUAAGUCUAAAAGUCUGACCAACUUUGGGUCGGCUGAGAAUGUAAACAUCUUCAUGGAACCGCAACAGCCGCCGCCAGACUAUUUCGAGCAGCGUCAUGUUUCGUUCCAUCAGGAAAAUCGUCUUUCGACCGUGUGCGACGAAGAUGAGGAGCAGGAAGAGGAGACGCCACCCCAUGGGAUGGAAUGUGAGGAAGGGCGUGAAGUCCACCAUAUGGAGGAAUCGCAGUGCAACAGCGAGGAAAGUCUAUCCAAUAAGUACGACAGUAACAAGGUGGAACAGCAGCUCUGGUACGGGGCGAACGCGAAAACCAAUAUUCAUAAUUGUACAAAAAUAGAUUUAGAUACAAGUAAACAUUCGCGCACGCCCGGCUUCGAACAUCCACAACAGUCCCCAUCAUUCGUGGUAACGACCAAAACGAUUCCUCCCGUGUCCCCAUCGACGUCACCGUCCCCGGCCGGUUCGAAUGAUUCUCUCGAACGGCGGCGGCAUCCGGCACAUUCGGGCACGAUCGCAACAGCUCUGGAUCGUCACCACGGCUACGCCGCUGAGCCGAAACCUAAAAAUAGUCAUCGCCGUCCACAGCAGCGGGAUGAUGCAGAACAGCUUUCCUCAAACUCACGAAAACGACCUCGGUCGCAGCAACAACAGCAGCAGAAUCGCCGGCGGAGGACCAUCAUUUCUGCCAGUUCUCCCGAUCUGUUCAGCAGUGAACAACGUCCCGGUGCCCUGUUGUUGUCGUCGUUGUCUUCGAGUGGUUCCGCGGGAUCGAGUCGUAGUCGUAGUCGCAAACAGCAGCAGCAGCGGAAGGUGAGCGACUUCCUGGAGUACGGUGCCGUAAAUUUUACUGUGUCCAGCGUGCCGGAGUGUUUGAAUCUGUGUGGUAGCGGCGGCGGCCGAGAAGAAGGUAUCCAGUCGGAUUCGCUGGACUCGUUUGAGCUGUGUGAAUCGGGACCGAGCUCCGGGAAUUAUUGUUCGUGGAACCAGAACCAGCCGGACUCGGUUGCUAGUAAAAAUUUCGAUUUGUACGAUUAUCGUGGGGUAGAGGAGGUUCCGGUGGUGGUAAAAAACGUGAAAACGGUAACGUUCCAAACGAGUGCAAGGCCGCGCGUGAACAUCCGGGCCAGUUACGCCAAUUUGACUGCCCUGGAUUAUGGUGAUGACGAGGAUGGUAAUCAGUAUUAUUUGAGCCGAAACACGUUCAGAACUAGUAGUGGGACCAAACUUGGAGGGGUGCGCGAGAUGGCCGGUUCAUCGUGGGAUAGGAAGAAACUGUUCGAUGAGGAUGACGAGGAAGAGAAAAUAUUUCCGGUCGAGAGCGACGAGAAGAGUACGUUCGAUUCGCUGCUGGAUGAGAUUUCGGCACAUUUCGAUAGGAACCUAUCGAUCAUUAACGAUCAGGCGGAAAUGUACGAACCGAUAGCGACGUUUUUGAACGAGCAGAGGGCAAGCUCUCGUUCGUCGUCGUUUCAAGCGUUGGUAUCGCCUCCUGCCCCUCCGCCGAGGCGGACCCAAAUCAAAACAAACCCGCACCACACCCAACCGGGGCCAACGAUGACGACAUUCAAACCUCAACCGGGAGUAAAGAAACGUACCUUCGAUCAGGACCCAACGAAUCUGGUCACCUGCUACGCCGCCAGCCUGGAGAGAUGUACCUUUGAUCCGAGUGAAUCAACCCUUAACUUAUAUAACAGCAACAACUCGACGAUCAACAAAACAAGCGAUUUGAAUAUCAAUCAACCUGCUGCUAGAAAAAUUCCAUCUCGCUACGCCCCAAAGGCGGCAGCGGCGGCAAAUAAGCGUGAGUUUGUUGCUAGCACGCCUAAUUUGAAUUAUUUCUAUGGAAGUAGCGGCGGCGCCGGCAAUGAGGACGAGGGUGGCCUGAACGCCGCCCAUCACAACUCGUUGAAAAAUGUGUCCUGCCUUGAGAUCGGCGGCACCGGAGGUGAGUUGGGCUCCCGGAGCACAGGAAUACUGGCAACCAGCUCCAAGUGUGGUCUUUCGAAGGGCGUAAGCUUUUGUCCGAUUGUGUCGGAAAUCAUAUGGAAGGAUAACUCCGGCUCGGAGCUGGACCAGAGCGAUAAUGGCAGCGUGAUAUCAAACCAGGACUUCGAAAUCGACGUCGACGACGAUGACUUCGAUCAGUAUGAUUACGAUCACGCGAAUCUAAUUGCCACACAAACAAACACCCUGAUUAAUGCAAACAGUGUGGAAACCGGGCUGUGUGAGCUCAUAAAUAAAGCUGAUUCAUCAACAAUUGGUGAUGUUCAAUAUCGGAACGAAACGACGACGCCCACCCUCAACGAUUUUAGUAAUCAAAAUCAGAGAGCGGACGAUCGACUGGCGGCUCUCUUGGCUGAGAGUGGUGACGUCAUCGUCCGGAAGGCGUCGCUCUCACCGGAGAGAGUUGACGAUCAAUCGAGUGAGCGGGACAACAAUAACGGCGCCGCUGGAAGAUUGACGGCGCCGUCCGCUCGAUCGCUGGAAGCUAGCAGUUCUAAAGUGAUCACCGCCGAGGAAGGUUCCAUGAAGAUGGCGUCGUCGUCCGCGAUCGCGAAUGGUGUUGACGCUAGCAGAAAUUUGAUCGGUUCCGAAUCAGCGUUUGUUGUGCCGCCUCCCGUUGUUGUGGUAGAAAAUGUGGCUCCGGUUUCCGGGCAGCUCGAACUGGAACAGCCACCGCGUGCCGCCGCGAAUCCUGCUCCGGAGAAGUUUGUGAACAACAAUAACAAUCUAAUAAAAAAUUUCAAAAACGGUAAAGCCGAGAAAAAGGGAAAAACGUUCCUGUCCCGACUCUCGUCCGGGUUUCGGUUCUCGUUCCGUGGCAAAUCGAAGAAGAACAACAAAGAUGGUGUCAAUAGUGGGUCAUCGAAGGCGGGUGCUGCUCGCAUUGAUAAACAAAACUCGUCGUCCCCUGGCAAAGUGAAGGACUCAUCGAACAACGAUAAGGUAUCGACUGAUUUCAUAUACAUCCCACUGAAAGAUCCAGCUGUACAGCAUCACAGCAGCAGCAACGGAUUUAACAAUGGUAGUGGUAGUGGUGCUGUUAUCGUUGACGACGAGCAAAAAUAUUUGCGACAAAUGAAUACAGUCGGAUUGGAACAAGAAAAGCAACAGCAACUCGGCGAAGACGAGCCAGAUAGGGUUUACGAUGCAAACGAGUCCGAUGUGACGCUCCGUUCCGACUCGAUGGGAAUCCUAAAUUCGAGCAGCGCCAGCAGCACUGCCUAUGGGGGACCACAAAACCACGUGUUGAGCGGGAAACCACCCCUGCCGAAGCUACCCCCACGCGUUGUCGGUGUGAGUGCAAAACGACCCACCCAGCCGACGGCCAGCUCCCGAUUCGGGGCGCAUGCCCAGCUGCAGCGAGCCUCCUCGACUCCACCGAGAACGGAAAUCGAUCUGGACGAAAGCCACCGGAGCUACCACCUUGCUCCUCAGUACGGCAACGGCUCCGAUACGGAUCAUAACGACGACGGUGCUUUCGAAGGACUCUCGGUGUCCGCUCUAGUCGGUCGGUAUAGUCUCGGUGAAAGACAGGCGGCGGCCACAGGCCAUCAUCAUUACAACCGGCAGCAUCCAACAUUAGGAGGAGCUGCUGCUGCUGACAGAACCAAUUACUUCAACCACAUUAUGGGCAGCGAGCAGAAGAUCGGUCUCAUCGAGACCAAUCUGGAUACGCACGAGACCAUCAUCUCCGGCAAGACCCGGUCCCUGAUGGAACUGGGCGGCCCGGCUGCAACGCUGCAAGUGCACCACCCGGGAAAUGCCUCCGGCCACGGUGGGGUUUCCAAGCGUGGUGGUGCUGGCGGAAUCGUUAAUGGGAUUAAAGACCGCCAGACGUCGAACGGCGGGGCUGGCGAACCCGGAAGACCACACAAAAGUAUGGAGUUUUUGUUGGAUAAAGAAAAUCAGCGAAAUGUUUUG
Molecule: messenger RNA, 4657 nt
Organism: Uranotaenia lowii
Lineage: Eukaryota; Metazoa; Arthropoda; Insecta; Diptera; Culicidae
Exons: 1
Source: RefSeq, a predicted model, not a curated record